Messenger RNA from Durusdinium trenchii, 657 nucleotides. The record is from the annotation of a GenBank genome assembly. Lineage: Eukaryota; Dinophyceae; Suessiales; Symbiodiniaceae.
AUGACCACCUGGUGUUUCGCCUUGCUGAAAGAUGAGCCCUGGCUACCUCGACUUUUGGGUGGGCGUGGUGCGACCAAGUUCUGCUGGACGGGGUACCCCUUUCAGGAGGUCUCAUCUGAUUUGAGACGCUUCUAUCUCACAGCCGUGGGCUACCACUGUAGCGAGGUAUUGAUGCUUCUUCUAGAGGAGAGGCAUCCGGAUUUCUGGGAGAUGAUGUUGCAUCACCUAGUGACGUGCUGUCUAGUUGUCUUUUCCUUUAGCUUCAACUACCUUCGCAUAGGAAGCUUAGUGCUGCUCUUGCAUGGGAUCACGGACAUUUUCAUCAAUUUGUCCAAGGCGUUGGUGGAUACGGCAAACGCCCGGGCCAUCGUCGCCUCCUAUUUUGCCCUGGUGGUUUCUUAUGUGUGGUUUAGAAUUUUGGUUUUCCCCAUCUCCAUCAUGUGGAGUGUUUGGGUGGAGAGCAUACCUGAGGCCCGGCCGGAGAAAAUCAUCUCCUGGGGCUUCAUGAACUUUGGUUUGUUCACCAUCUUCCUGUUGCACAUGUAUUGGUUUGGCAUGAUCAUCAAGAUCGGCACCUACUACAGGCGAACGGGCCAAGCACGCGACUUGCAAUCCAACCUCUCGUCCAUGGAUUUCGGCGACAAGAAGAGGAUGUGA